UUGUUGCAGCCAGGCCCCACAGUCCCGCGCUCCUGUCCGACCAUUUUGAACGGUUUUAUAUAGUUGAAUUAAUUUUUGUGUAUUAAAUAUUAAAUCUGGUUAUUUUGUUGAUAAAUAGAGAUUAGCGAUGAAUCUCGAGCUGCUCGAGUCGUUUGGGCAGAACUAUCCAGAGGAGGCCGAUGGGACGCUGGACUGUAUCAGCAUGGCUCUGACCUGCACCUUUAACCGGUGGGGAACGCUGCUCGCCGUGGGCUGUAACGACGGCCGCAUCGUCAUAUGGGACUUUCUCACCCGCGGCAUCGCCAAAAUCAUCAGCGCCCACAUACACCCCGUCUGCUCGCUCUGUUGGAGCAGAGAUGGACAUAAGCUGGUGAGCGCAUCCACAGAUAACAUGGUCUCUCAGUGGGACGUGCUGACGGGAGACUGUGAUCAGAGAUUCCGCUUUCCUUCACCCAUCCUCAAACUGCAGUACCACCCACGAGACACAGAUAAAGUUCUGGUGUGUCCCAUGAAGUCGGCGCCGGUGCUGCUCACACUCUCAGACUCUAAACACGUGGUUCUGCCAGUGGACGACGACUCGGACCUGAACGUCGUGGCUUCGUUCGACCGGAGGGGGGAUUUUAUUUAUACAGGAAACGCCAAAGGCAAGAUUCUGGUGUUAAACACUAACACACAGGACUUGGUGGCUUCAUUCAGAGUCACGACUGGCACCAGCAACUCCACAGCCAUCAAAUCCAUCGAGUUUGCACGCAAGGGCAGCUGUUUUCUGAUUAAUACGGCUGAUCGGAUUAUCCGAGUGUAUGACGGCAGAGAGAUUCUUACCUGUGGGAAGGACGGCGAACCUGAACCCAUGCAGAAACUACAGGACCUUGUCAACAGGACUCCGUGGAAGCGCUGCUGUUUCUCAGGAGAUGGCGAGUACAUCGUAGCAGGUUCUGCUCGUCAGCAUGCUCUGUACAUCUGGGAGAAGAGUAUCGGGAACCUGGUGAAGAUCCUGCACGGUACACGAGGAGAGCUGCUGCUAGACGUAGCGUGGCACCCGGUGAGGCCGAUCAUCGCCUCCAUCUCCAGCGGAGUGGUUUCAAUCUGGGCUCAAAACCAAGUGGAGAACUGGAGCGCCUUUGCACCGGACUUUAAAGAGCUGGAUGAAAACGUAGAGUACGAGGAGAGAGAGUCCGAGUUUGACAUUGAGGAUGAGGACAGGAGUGAACCUGAACAAACAGGAGCAAAUGCUGCUGAGGAUGAGGAGGUGGAUGUGACCUCUGUUGACCCGAUACCAGCUUUCUGCAGCAGUGACGAGGAGUUAGAAGAUUUGAGGGCGUUGCUGUAUUUACCCAUCGCUCCGGAGGUGGAGGAUCCGGAGGAGAAUCCGUUUGGGCAACCACCUGACGGACAAGCCGCCGUCGCUGAGGAUGGCUCCGCCCACAACACCUCCGGAGACAAGAAGCAGAGACAGCCGUCCUCAGACGGAGCUCCCGCCAAAAAGAAAGCACGAACCACGACCAUCGAGCUUCAGGGCGUCCCCAGCGAUGAGGUGCACCCACUGCUGGGUGUGAAGGGAGACGGGAAGUCGAAGAAGAAGGCGGCGGGUCGGCCGAAGGGAGCGAAAGGUAAAGAGAAAGAUUCUGCGUUUAGGCCCAAACUGUUUGGAGAGAGAGAGCGAGACAGAGGGGCGGAGCUGGACGGGGCAGGACUGAAGGGAACCCUGGUCACAUCAGCACAUAAACCACAUGAUGUUCAGGGUCUGGAAUAAUGGACUGAUGCUGUAUUCUUACAGCGCCCCUAUCUGUGUGGAGACCAGACCCUCAUUAAAAGACUCCGUUUUGUGUUUUCUGCUGGAAAUCAGGAUUCACACUUGGCUCCUGCUGUUCCAGGAUCAGUGGGACCGAUGAGGUGUGUUUUAUCCCCCUAAAACACAGCAGAAUUUCUUGUGGAAGGACAAUGAGCGAGGCGGAUGGUUUGUUUGGACUGUUUUUGAUAGAUUUGUCUCUUUAUUUUACAGCACUAGCAGGUUAGUCGUGUUGGUUGUUUAAAUGCCCGGUGCAUGUUUACAUGUAUUUUAUAAACAGGCACCAGAAACCAGAUCAGCGUUUUUUCCCCUGAGUGACCAUUUCUGUACAUUAUGUAUAUCAGGCUUUAUUUCUUUUUUCUUGUUUAAUAAUCGUAAAUGUUCCCCACUUCUGGCUUGCAAGAAGAAACUUUUGAAUAAAUCUCUCUGGUUUUUUAUAUGUAAA
This is a messenger RNA of Trichomycterus rosablanca, 2234 nucleotides long. RefSeq names its product retinoblastoma binding protein 5 (gene rbbp5). Lineage: Eukaryota; Metazoa; Chordata; Actinopteri; Siluriformes; Trichomycteridae. Gene Ontology annotation, molecular function: protein binding. The transcript has 14 exons. The coding region runs from base 128 to 1753 and encodes 541 amino acids. The record is from RefSeq and is a predicted model, not a curated record. Gene Ontology annotation, cellular component: Set1C/COMPASS complex.